Messenger RNA from Penicillium brasilianum, 561 nucleotides. The record is from the annotation of a GenBank genome assembly. NCBI's taxonomy places the organism in Eukaryota, Fungi, Ascomycota, Eurotiomycetes, Eurotiales, Aspergillaceae.
AUGAAGUUCAACGUUGUCUUCGGCCUGGCUGCCGCUCUCGCUCUGGCUCCCAAUGCCGUCGCCUUGAACCUGUUCGGCGCCCGGCAGGAUGCCACUCCCACCUCCGGUGCUCAGCCCUCCGGCACUGUGCCCAGCGGUCUCCCCCAGGGCUCCAGCAGUGGAUCCGAGGGUGGUUUCGGUGGUGGUUUCGGUGGUGGUGCCCAGGAGUCUGGUCGUCCCCAGGCCUCCGGUGCCGUUCCCUCUGGCGUUUCUAGCGGCUCCCAGCCCAGCGGUAGCUUCGGCCAGGGCGGUCACCACGGUCACGGUGGCCAAGGCGGUUUCCCUUCAGGAGGCGCUCAGCCCUCUGGUAGCUUCGGUGGCUCCGGCCAGGGUGGCGAGGGCGGUGCUGCCCCUACUACUGCCCCCUCCGGUACUUUUGGUGGCUCCAGCGGCCAAGAGUCAGGCUUCAUCACUGUCUCCGGCGCUCUCCCUACUGGCUCGGCCACUGCCGAGUCUGGCAGCUCCUCCGAGAGCAACCAGCAGUUUGAGCGCGUCCAUGCCCGCCAGAUCCGCCCAUUCUAA